AUGCAACACGCACGUUUAAAUCGAGAACUAUCGAAUGAGACGCCCGUUCGCGGAGGAACCAACACUGGUCCGUUACUUGCAGUACGGACAGAUCUUUCAUCACUGUUCAAUGAUUACGCCAGUUUACAACGACAUGAAAAUGAAAGAUUGGAAGCUUUGGAACGUGAUAUGGCUCUGCUGAAAGGAACUACGAAGCAGAAUUUUGCGGCAACAUCCAGUGAACAUGAAGUCACUCGUACAAAUUCAAUUAAAAAACCAACUAGUUCACAUCCGUCUCCCGUGCGAAGUAUGAGCGCUCCACGUACUCUAUUGACGACGAGCACCCGUAAAUUGUCCUCUGACGAACAAUCUAUAGUUUCUGGUAAUGAUGGGCCUUUUUCACGUCCUUUACCAUUAGCACCGGUUGGUCGAAGCAAAAGUUUUAAUGAUCAUUCAUCACAUCCAGCGUCCGCACCGUUAACAAACAUCUCCGACGAAGCCAACCUUCUUCGAGCAUACAAAGCACAUUUAGAACAAGUUCUACGCAAGGAAGGACCAGCUUUUUCUGAAGUUAAAGUGCCUAAUUAUGUUUCCAUCGAAGAUGUCUUCAAAUCCAACGAACAAUUAUUAGUCGAAAAUGAACGUCUUCGCUUAGAAUUGAAUCGCCUAAGAACAGAAAGUAUUCUAUUAGUUCGAUCAAUGCGACCGACGACGACUGGACUAGAACCAAGCUUAGGCAAUGAACGCAUCAUUGCAGAACGUGAACGUCAAGAAUUAGCAAUUGAAUUAGCACGGCAGGUCGAAGAAAAUAAACGCCUUCGACGAUCAUUGUUAUCACAAUCGGCUAAAUUCGCUACUUUACGUCAAAUGGCGAAUCCAACUGAAUCAUCUUCACAAGCCUUUGUUGAACAUCAGGCUAUUCCUAAAUCUGCUCCUCAAUCGAUAUCAAGUAUAAAUAAACCACUUCAAGCAUCGAAAUCCACCCGAUUUUCUAUUGGUAAUCGAACUUUCAGUCGACCUCGAUCGUUCAAUCAAAAUCCAAAUGAUCCCUUGUAA
Molecule: messenger RNA, 1035 nt
Organism: Adineta ricciae
Lineage: Eukaryota; Metazoa; Rotifera; Eurotatoria; Adinetida; Adinetidae
Source: the annotation of a GenBank genome assembly